Messenger RNA from Fusarium redolens, 2355 nucleotides. RefSeq lists its product as uncharacterized. Lineage: Eukaryota; Fungi; Ascomycota; Sordariomycetes; Hypocreales; Nectriaceae. The transcript is spliced from 8 exons. The coding region runs from base 1 to 2355 and encodes 784 amino acids. The record is from RefSeq and is a predicted model, not a curated record.
AUGACAGAGACCUGGAUCUCUGGCAUGAGUAUGAGAAGGAAUUUGGCCGUUCUGAUCCCCGAGAAAGAAAUGCAAGUGAUGAAGCAUUUCGCUGAGUUCGUGGCCCUCGGGACCGUUGGCAAGUUAGACAAGGAGAAUGAGCUCCCGACUACCGACAGUAUUCGAAACAAGAUGCGUCGAUUCUAUAGCAACUGGCAAAGAAAAACACGCCAAACCAUACCCGCGGAGGUUACUCUCUCGAUGGCCCCUUUGUGGUUCAGUGAUCAUCAUGACUAUGUCCAUGAAGGUUACCGCGUGGAUAAUGGAACUCUUCUGAACACUCAUUGCUACACCUCCGCUCGGCUUUCGGAGCUGUGUCAAGCAAAGUACAAGGAUGUCGUCUUCCUAGUGGGACGGAAGGACGGGGAGCCGGAACUGAAGUUGAAGAUACAGAGGAGAGUUUUUGAAUGGAAAGACGAUAUGCUCGAAAAACCAAUUUUCCCCGACUGGACUGCAGAGGGGCCCAAGGCCACUGCUCGAAGCCCUUACAACUGGAGCCAUCAAGCGUCAAGAUGGGCGAUCCGGGCUGGAUUCAUCGAUGGUUGUGGUAUGCACUGCCCGCGUCGUGAUUCCCUUCUCAAAGCCAAUGGUAACGCAAUCUCGAACGAUGAUCACGCGCAUCUAGCUCACUCAAGAUCAGGUAGCGGAGCAUCGAUCGAGCAGGUCCUGAAAUAUGCCGACCAGCAGAACUCGGCAGUCUUACGCAGAAAUUACCUCGGAUCGAUGAACACGAUCGAUGGAACUGGUUGCUUUCUGGGGCAUGGAUGUUCGACCGGACCUCACCGAAGACUUCCGCUCAGCAACUAUGAGAACAAGAAGGGAUCUCCGACGCCACCCGCGAGCAACUCAAGGUGGAGCGGAAACAGUCCUACGUUAAGAGAUGACGACUGGAAGCAGCCAAGCUACGGGAAGUACAAAAAAAUCAACCCUUGGAGCAACUCAAAUGAACGGAAGCCUCACGAGCAGGGUGAUUGGCGACAUGGCCACUUUGCCCGUAUUAUGAACCUGUUACCGGAACGCAAGCGGCUCUCUCACACCUUGUUCUCAGCAGUACCCCUAGGAGCCAUGAAGGACUAUCGGCUCUCCGAGACAUCAUCGCCCUUCGAACGAAUCCUUGUCACAUUGCAUACCAGGAUAUACUACGCCCCUCUCAGGGCACCUGUCCAGUCCCCUCUUGUCACACAGAUAUGGAAAGUGAACCGGAAUGGCUCAGCCACUGUCGAAAUCACAUCGAAAAACGGGACCUACCAUUUCGCUGCGACCCGGUCUUCUUCCGCAACGCCACCGCUUGUGCUGGGUAUUGCCCAUCUCGGAAAGGAGGAGUGUCCUGCAGACCACCGCCUGCAUCAAUUCUGGGACAAAACCGGUUGGCAGCGUCAUGUCUCAACAUGCGUUCUGCAAUACAUCCAGGCUGAACCUGAUCCCAGCAACUUAUCCUGCCCUCACCCAGAAUGCCCAGUUAUCCCUCGAUCCUUAGAACAGCUGUUGAUCCAUCUUGAGGACAUUUAUAGCGUUUCCCGAGAGCCUUCAACGAAGCGAAAGUCAUGUAAUGAGGCAGGCCAAGAUGAUGAUGAAACCUCGUUACCGACCAAGAAACUCUGCACUCAGUUCCAAGUCGGCGGAGAUCAAACAUACGAUGGAUUCUGGAAGGGCGGCGCCUAUCAUAUGUCUGCCGGUUGGAUAUCAUCUGACGCCAAGGCGAUUCCUGAAGUUUGCAUAGAGCACAGCGCAUCCUCUUUAUCAGGCGUUGAACGGAGAAGCCACGAAGAUGGCUACAGUGAAGGACGUCGAGCCAGCGAAAAGCUGCAAGCCAUUUUGUCGCUCUCUGGGAACCCAGACAUGAUCGGUCCACAGCUAUCCAUGCACCACCACUCUCAGGAACACGCGAAGAGUACGGAGGCGGACGCAUCGUCCCCCACCCAAAGCUACCUCGAAGGAGGUCAAGACAGCCAACCCAUGGCAAUUGAUGAAGACGAUGAUAUUUGGGAAGUGGAUCGAUUGUUGGCCAAAUGGAAGCAGGGAAGGCAGGUUCUAUAUCUCGUGAAGUGGAAAGGCUUCUCCGACGACGCGAACUCGUGGCAGAGGCGGAACGACAUCAGCGACGAACUCGUCAGCAGGUUUGAUGCAGCCUUCUCGGACAAUGGGGGAAAUCAUGAAGGGGCGGAGCUCCUUAAGAAAAGAAUGCGGCGGGGACGGGCUGAGUAUCUGGUAAGAUGGAAGGGCCGCCCUGAUAGUGACAACUCGUGGGAAAAGGAGUUGACGAUUAGUCGUCGACGAGUGCAAGAGUUUGCCACACCCGGGGGUUCUCAGAACUGA